AUGAGAUUUAAUAUUGUCUACUUCAAUCGAGACAAAAACGCCAUCUUCGUUGAGCUUAUCAUAACCAGACACAAACGCUGCCGAAAUCUCCCUUUCUCUCUGAUUCUUUCUCUAUACAUUUCUUUCUCUCUGUUUCUCUGUUUCCUUCCCUCUGUUUCCCACUCUAUUUCUUUCUCCUUCUCUUUCUCUCUCUCUCUCUCACUAUCUCUAUCUGUGUUUCUAUAUAUCUUUCUAUUUGUUUCUCUCUCUGUUCCUCUCCCUCUGUUUCUAUCUAUCUCUGAAAAUUUCUCUAUUUGUUUUUCUCACUCUCUCUCUUUGUUACCCCUCUCUCUGUUUCUAUCUCUCCCUCUUUGUUUUUCUCUUUCUCUUUCUUUAUUUCUCAUUCUAUUUCUCCCUCUCUCUAUUUUUUUUCUCUCUGUGUUUCUCUUUCUUUUUCUCUUUUAUAUAUCUCUCUAUUUGUUUCUCUCUCUCUCUGUUUCCGCCUCUCUCCGUUUCUAUCUCUCUCUUUGUCUUUCUCUUUCUCUCUCUAUAUUUCUCCCUUCCUCUAUUUCUCUCUCUGUUACUCCCUCUCUCUAUUUCUCUCUCUGUUUCUCUCUCUGUGUUUCUCUUUCUGUUUCUCUUUCUCUGUUUCCCCCUCUCUCUGUUUCUACCUCCCUCUCUUUGUUUUUCUCUUUCUCUCUCUCUUUAUUUCUCUCUCCAUUUCUCCCUCUCUCUAUUUCUCUCUCUUUUUUCUCUCUGUGUUUCUCUCCCUGUUUCUCACCCUCUCUCUUUGUUUCCUAUCUAACUUUGUUUCUCUCUUUCUGUUUCUCUCUCUGUAUAUAUUUAUCUCUACAUAUCACUCUCUCUGUUUCUCUCGCUGUUUCUCUGUUUCUCUCUCUGUAUUUUUUUCUCUCUCUCUUUUUCUCUCCCGCACAGAUUAAGUCCAGAUUACUUUCAUGUCAUAUGUUCUUAUUCAAUUAG
Messenger RNA from Acanthosepion pharaonis, 960 nucleotides. Lineage: Eukaryota; Metazoa; Mollusca; Cephalopoda; Sepiida; Sepiidae. The record is from the annotation of a GenBank genome assembly.